CAUAUUUUCGCGAUUACCUGCAUAUCUACCCCUCGUGUAUUGACUAAUCUUACUGUUUGACUGAGGUAGGCUCGGCUUAACUUACGCAGUGCUGCCAAAAUGAGUGUAGAGACGGAGCGCAGUGUGGCACAUCUGAUUCGAGCUCGUGUAAAUGUUGCCAUGCAAUCUUUAGGAUUAUAGGCUCAACCACAGCCUUUAUCAUCGAUAACUGCAGAAUCUCGCCUUCACAAUCGGAUCGCUUUGGCCUUAAAAGAGCCGUUUGUUCUCCCGUAAAGAAGAAGAAACAAACAUUUUAUGGUCCGAAAUCCUGCAGCUGUUGUCGGUUGAGCUGGUCGCGGCCAAAUGUUUCAGCGGGGACCUCGCAAGUUUUUCUGAACUGCCCCUUGAAAUAAACAUUGUGAUUAAAAAAUAACAUUAGCAGUCUUCGAGGACGUCUUUUCAAUAGUCUUCAGAAAUCGUUGUGAAAAUGUCAGAAAACGCACCUACGCGGAGUCUGGAUGACAUCGACCUGGCCGCCCUGCGGGACCCAGCAGGGAUCUUCGAGUUGGUGGAGGUCGUGGGCAACGGCACCUAUGGACAAGUUUACAAGGGUCGUCAUGUUAAGACAGGUCAGCUGGCAGCCAUAAAAGUCAUGGAUGUGACUGAGGAAGAAGAGGAGGAGAUUAAAGCGGAGAUUAACAUGCUGAAGAAGUACAGUCACCAUAGAAAUAUCGCCACCUACUAUGGAGCCUUUGUGAAGAAGAGUCCUCCUGGACACGAUGACCAGCUCUGGUUGGUGAUGGAGUUUUGUGGUGCCGGCUCAGUAACAGACUUGGUGAAGAACACAAAAGGCAACUCUUUAAAAGAAGACUGGAUCGCCUAUAUCUGCAGAGAGAUCCUUAGGGGUCUGUCUCACCUCCAUGCUCAUAAAGUCAUCCACCGAGACAUCAAGGGACAGAAUGUGCUGCUUACAGAGAACGCAGAGGUUAAACUGGUGGAUUUUGGGGUGAGCGCACAGUUGGAUCGUACUGUCGGCAGAAGAAACACUUUCAUUGGCACUCCAUACUGGAUGGCCCCAGAAGUCAUUGCCUGUGAUGAAAAUCCCGACUCCACCUAUGAUUACAGGAGUGAUAUCUGGUCUCUGGGAAUCACUGCUAUAGAAAUGGCUGAAGGAGCACCUCCGUUGUGUGACAUGCAUCCCAUGCGAGCUUUGUUCCUUAUCCCACGGAACCCUCCUCCCAAACUGAAGUCCAAGAAAUGGUCUAAGAAGUUCAUUGACUUCAUCGAGGGCUGUCUGGUAAAGUCAUAUCCGAAUCGUCCGUCCACUGAACAGCUCCUGAAACACUCAUUCAUCAGAGAUCAGCCCACUGAAAGACAAGUCCGCAUCCAGCUCAAAGAUCACAUCGACAGAACACGCAAGAAACGUGGCGAAAAAGAGGAGACAGAGUACGAGUACAGCGGCAGUGAUGAAGAGGAUGAGAACAGAGGAGAUGAGAGAGAAUCCAGCUCUAUUUUGAAUGUUCCUGGUGAGUCGACGUUGCGGAGGGAUUUCCUGCGGCUGCAGCAAGAAAAUAAAGAGCGUUCAGAGGCCUUAAAGAGACAGCAGGCGCAGCUCGCCGCUCAGCGCAGAGACCCUGAGGAGCAUAAACGCCAGCUGCUGCACGACCGGCAGAAGCGCAUAGAGGAGCAGAAAGAGCAGAGGCGACGCUUAGAGGAGCAACAGAGGAAGGAGAGAGAGAUGGUGCGGCAACAACAGGAUAAAGCUCCUCACCGGAGACUCGAUGACAUGAGACGAGAGGAGGACAGGAGGUUGGCAGAGAGAGAGCAGGAGUAUAAGCGUAAACAGCUGGAGGAGCAGAGACAGUCAGAGAGGCUUCAGAGGCAGUUACAGCAGGAACAUGCGUAUCUGGUCUCUCUACAGCAACAGCAGCAGCAGCAAGACAAGAAACCACAGAUGUAUCACUACAGCAAGAACCUAGAGAACAACAAACCAGCCUGGGCUAGAGAGGUCGAGGAGCGCAGUAAGCUGAACAGACAGGGCUCUCCCAAAAUCUGCACCACGGUCUCUGACACUAAUAUUCAAUCCCGCUCUGAGUCAAUCAACCAAUCAGGAGCUGCGCAGACGCCGCCCAUGCAGAGACCUGUGGAGCCGCAGGGUGGACAGGGAAAGUUCCAGAUGGCCCAUCUAGUGCCGUUAAAACCAUACGCCGCUCCAGUCCCUCGCUCUCAGUCUCUUUGUGAUCAGCCCACUAAGACCAUGUCCGCCUUCCCCACCCAGGACCCCUCACCCACACCCACACCUCGUCCUCUACACUCCAGAGAACUAGUCCGUCAAAACUCUGACCCCACCUCAGAGACUCCUGCCCCUCAGUCCCGGCCAAUGAGAGACGACCGCGGACCCUGGAUCCGUCUUCCUGAGAUUGAACAACCUCCUAAAAUUCCUCAGAGAACAGCCUCUAUAGCCACUGCACUGAACACAAAUCUCUCCUCUGGUAUCAGACACCCAGUCCGAGCAAGUAAUCCAGAUCUGAGUCGCAAUGAGCGCUGGGAGAGAGGAGACAGCAUGAGCAUCAUGUCCAACCUGCCACAGACCGGCUCUCUGGAGAGACACCGCAUACUCAGCUCAUCUAAGAUGGAUUCCUCUCCAACCCUCUCUCAUGAUGGCCGACACAAACCAGGAGAAUCCCGAACCUCAUCUAGACCCAGCAGACCAGCGAGCUAUAAGAGAGCAAUAGGAGAGGAUCAUGGUCUGUACUCUAAGGAGCGAGCAGAGGAGCAGCCGCGGCCCCCUGUGAAGGCCAACGACUACUCCUCUUCCUCAGAGAGCAGUGAAAGCAGCGAAGAGAGUGAAAGUGGAGAAGGAGCAGAGGAGGAAAGCCCUACUGACCGCCCCCGUGAUGCAGAUUCUGACUCUGUGAACACUAUGGUUGUCCAUGAAGAGGAGGAAGGUGAAGGAGGAGAAGAAGAACGUGCUGGAGGAUAUGGAGACCAAACCAUGCUUGUGCAGAGGACUCCAGAGAAGCGCAGUCAUAAUGGAUACACCAACCUGCCUGAUGUGGUUCAGCCUUCUCACUCUCCCACAGACUCGGCCUCCCACUCCUCCCCCGGGAAAGACUCUACUUAUGAUUAUCAGUCCAGGGGAUUGGUCAAGGCCUCUGGAAAAUCCUCUUUUACUACCUUUGUGGACCUUGGAAUGUACCAGCCAUCAGGGGGUAGUGGAGAUAACAUUUCUGUUGGAGGUCUGGGCUCUCGUUUUGAGCAGCUAAAGCUGGAGGUGAGGAAGGGCUCCAUGGUCAAUGUCAAUCCCACAAACACACGUCCGGUCAGUGACACUCCUGAAAUCCGCAAAUACAAGAAGAGAUUUAACUCUGAGAUCCUCUGCGCUGCUCUCUGGGGUGUGAAUCUGCUGGUCGGGACAGAGAAUGGUCUGAAGCUGCUGGACAGAAGCGGUCAGGGUAAAGUGUAUCCACUGAUCAACUCGCGCAGAUUUCAGCAGAUGGAUGUCCUGGAGGGACUGAACCUCCUCAUCACUAUAUCAGGCAAGAAGAAUAAGGUACGCGUGUAUUAUCUGGCCUGGCUGAGGAAUAAGAUCCUCCAUAAUGACCCAGAGGUGGAGAAGAAACAGGGCUGGACCACUGUAGGGGAAAUGGAGGGCUGUGUGCACUAUAAAGUGGUGAAAUAUGAAAGGAUUAAGUUUCUGGUUAUCGCUCUGAAGAAUGCAGUGGAGGUUUACGCCUGGGCUCCAAAACCUUACCACAAGUUCAUGGCCUUCAAGUCAUUUGGAGACCUGCCGCACAGACCUGUGUUGGUUGACCUCACAGUGGAAGAGGGUCAGAGGUUAAAGGUCAUCUAUGGCUCCUUGGCUGGCUUCCAUGCCAUUGAUGUUGACUCUGGAAACAACUACGACAUCUACAUUCCUGUACAUAUCCAGUCACAGAUCACUCCUCACGCCAUCGUGUUCCUGCCCAACUCAGAUGGGAUGGAGAUGCUGUUGUGUUAUGAGGACGAAGGUGUUUAUGUCAACACGUACGGACGCAUCAUUAAAGAUGUGGUGCUGCAGUGGGGAGAAAUGCCCACAUCAGUAGCCCACAUUUGCUCUAAUCAGAUUAUGGGUUGGGGAGAGAAAGCCAUUGAGAUCCGUUCUGUUGAGACGGGACACCUGGAUGGAGUCUUCAUGCACAAGAGAGCCCAGAGGCUUAAGUUCCUGUGUGAACGGAACGACAAGGUGUUUUUCGCGUCAGUGCGUUCCGGUGGCAGCAGCCAAGUUUACUUCAUGACCCUCAACAGAAACUGCAUUAUGAACUGGUGAAAGAACAUGGGUUCUGCUGUGUACACACAUUCAAACACUGAAGAGAUAAAGUCCUCGCACACUACAACACCCUCAAACACUUUGUAAAUACACAUUUACUCUCACACACACUCACACUUUCCUGCACAAACCUACAGACACAUCUUCCUGAAGACACUCCUCCACCAUUCUCCUGUGAUCUCUGAGCCAACUGAGCCCUGCUGACCUCAGUUCAUCCAGUUCCACACGGUUAGCUUUCAGUUCACCGGGGCCAACGUUCCUCCGAUGCUUUUAGGACUAGACAAAAGGCUAACUGUACAUACAUUGUACCAGAGAUGCGUGUAAACAAAACGAUGCGUGUAAACAAAACUAUGAGAAUCGUUCGGUUGUUGCGCGUUUGUGACGCAGCAGACAUGUGUGCGUGUGUUUCGAGAGACUUUAUAAGCUACUUUGAGCAGCAGAAACAACUUGAACCUGCAGUGGUGUGAGGUGGUACUGCCACAUCUGUAAUUUUACCAUUUGACCACUGUAUAGUGUAGUAGUCGUUUGUUCUUGGUUGCGUUCAGAGUUUCAGAUUCAAGUGAUUAUAAUGUUUUCUUUCAGCAAGUAGAAGUUUAGAGGAAUCUUGAGUUUUAGCAUAUUCCAAGACGGCUUCUCUUCCGAACGAGGGAAGGUUUUCGCUUUCUUGAUGUAUAAACAAUAAUCUUUCACCAAACUGUUUGUUGGAUGGGAACAUCGGUGGCCGCUUACGAAGUACAAUCCAGCGCUUUUCCACUAGUAGUUUGCUGGUGAAAACAAGCCACCCACGAUGGAGCAGCAGUCUCUGGUUUUGCUUUUCAAAGCACUUUUUUUUUAUUUUUGUUUUCUUUGGAUGUGAGAAGUAUCAUCAUAUCUACUACAGUUUGAUAUUCUCCGUAUGUAAACGUAUUUGGUAUUACUCCUACUUUUAUUAUCUGCUGUUCUAUAGCUGUUCUAUUGCAAUACGUGAUGUGUGCUCGUUCUUGUUCGAAGUUUUACAGGGGGUCUUCUCUUGAUUUCAGAAAGGAAGAUGAAGUUGAAGGUGCUUUUUGGCAGCAUAAACGUGUAGUUCGGACGUCUCCGUGUAAAUUGUACAUAGCAGCCAUGAUCGUAUUUAGAUAACAUUUGUAGGCACAUGAUUAUUAUUAUUAUUAUUAUUAUUAUUAUGGUUUUUAAGAAUUGAAUCACUACACAACUGCGUUAAACACUUGAGAGUGAUUUUAUAACCGAGUCAUGUGUUUUUGCUGUCAAAAUUGCUUUUGGAAAGUGUAGUUGUUUUAGGCAGAUUUGUAGUUCAACGGGAAAUGUGCGCAUUUGACCUGAACAUCUUAAUAUUUGGAACUCCCCCACCAUUUUAUAGCAACAAAACGUCAUGUUGUAGAUGAGGACUCGAUGGAUCGGAACAUAAAUAUUCUUUUGUUUAUCUAACAGUGUGUGAGCGAGUUAUAUAUGUGUGUGAGGGAAAUAUUAAGCGGUAACGUACAGUAGGAUCAGUAUAAAGCAAUAGUUUAAAGAAUUCGUGACGGGUUUGUGCCUGGUGUUAUUGUCUCCAGCUCUGCAAUACUAGACCAGAGAUUAUUCUCAAGCUUUUCACUUUCAUUUUCAUGCAGAUGAUCUACAUUUUUCAACAGUAUUUACCCAAAAACAGAUUCUCUAUUUAAAAAAACAAGAUGGUAUAACACUUAAAGAAAUGCUGCCUUUACAAAUAAGCUUGUGCACACUAAUCACUGAAAUAUUUGACGCACUUUCGUCCUUCCUGAAUAUUUUUCUAGUUUCUAGUCGUACAGUAGCUUGUGGCCGUACAAUCAUAAUCAGUUACCUAACAGCCCCUUUCCUCAAUACCGUCGCACAGUCUAGACGAGCGAUGACACAUUCAGUAAGUCAUCGUGAAAACACUUCAGACAAACAACAUUAUAAAUAGUCACAUUUCAGAGAGAGGUAUUUUUUGUUCAUCAACUAAGACCAAACUUGACUGCUACAGUGCCAUUAUAACAUAAUCAACGCUCUCUCUGAGACUUGCUUUCGCCCCUCAUCCUAUAGAAUUAAAGCAUUUCUUGCUUAGUGAAUCUAACUGCCAUGUUUACUGAAUUAACAGUGCCUUGGAUUGGGGUUGAAUGUGUGUGCAUGUGUGUGUAAGAGAAGGAGCGUGGAGCAUGUGAUUAUUUCAAUACGAAGUGAAGUUCAGGGAAGAGAAAAGUCCAGUGCGCAGUUCGAGCUCUCGUGCCAACAAAGUGCACUUAAACUGACAAGAGCCAGAGCACCAAGACAGGCUCCUCUCACUCCGUUUGAGCACAAAAGCCAUGCCAUAUAGAGUUCAUUCCUCUGGUUUAAAGGCAGUGCUCUCCUCUUGCAGUGUUUAGAUACUUGUAGAGCACCGUAUUAAAGUCCAAACGCCCAACAGUUACAAGAAAUAGCGCACGUUUUUUGGUGGCUGUAUCAUUUUGCCAAAUGGAAAACCUCUGGUGUUGGGCUGCUCACAUGCGUGUGAUGUAAUUCGGUGGAUUGAAUAGAGCUUAUGUUUUAUAGCAAAAUUGUGAUAUAGCAAAGAUUCAUAUUCGCUUUAUAAAUUAGAUAAAAGUUUAUAUUAGGAUUACAGUGGCCUGUCUGGAUGAAUGAAGGAAAUAUAUAUAUAUAUAUGUGUGUAAAAUAUAUCUAAAAUCCCAGAAUUCUUCUUCUUUUUUUGAGCUAAAUAGAUGUGAAUUUAUAUUAAGAGUUUAACGAACAUAACCUGCUCUCUAGAAGCGAAGAAACGAAUGCAUUGAUUAUAUGUAAUAGCAUUUGUCUGGCUGAAGAAUCAUAAUAAUAAUAAUCGAGCACAAGCUUCUGUACAUACGAGUCGUCUCUCUCCCCUCUUUUUCUUCCAGCGAGUGUUAUAAAAGCGAGCGUGUGGGUGUGCGACUCCGCAUGUGUGAAUAGGAGAGCUAUUUUUGCUGUGCGUGCGUGCGUGUGCUGUUCAUUAUUCCCUCAGAGGAAAGAGAGAAGAGAUGGUCGAGGACCAGUUUGGUCAAACAUGCACACAUCAUCACAGAUGCGACUCCAGUCAUGUUUGCGAUGACCAAUUCUACAGUCAUUCUGUCAGCAACUGACCACAGUUCUGAUCUCAUGCAAGAGACUUUUAGAGGAAGAGAUCAUCAAAAAAUAACUUGAGUAUGUUUCUUUUUCUGUUGAACACAAAAGAAGAUAGUUAGAAGAAUGUUGGAAAUCAUUGACCUGCUAUUUUUCUCAAUUUCUUCUUUUGUUUUCAGCAGAAAGAAGAAACCUCAAAGGUUGAGUAAACAAUGAGUAAAUGGUCAUUUUUGGGGUGAACUACCAUAUCAGGGGUCAUUUUGAAGGUACACAUGGUGUUGGCUUUAUUAUGGACGUUAUUGAAUGUAAUCUGAAGAGUUUUAGAGGGUUUAAGUGCACAUGUGAAGAUGAUAUUUGACACUUCAUCCCCCUCCGCGACCGAUUUCAUCAUGAAAUGCCUGUUCUAUUCUCGCGUCUUUCUAAAACCAGUCAGUCUUUCGAAAGCUAGGGCAGUUUGCGUGUAGCGAUCAUGGAGAUCUGUCUGGUUUUUUCCGUUUUAAGGCCUUUUACUGCUGUGUUUGCGGGAUUUAUCUACCCUACAUGCUAUUAGCAGCUAUGCUAACAAGUGGCAUUUCUCUUGUUGUUCUCUUGUAAUCCGAAGUUAAUCCCUUAGCUGAUUUUUGUAAGAUAUUUACUACUCCAAAGAAGAAGAGUUGAUGAUUUGUAGAUCUUUUGUGCUUUUGGUUCAUUCUCAUAGCGGCAGCAGCCAGGACAGGUUAAAGCUUGGGUGUUUUUUUUUGUUUGUUUUUUGGAGGUCUUGAUAAAAGUUGAUCCUCUGUGAUGGGUUGAUUAUCAUUCUUUUCAUUUUACUUCAUAAACGUUUUUCUGUUUCAGAAGAAAGCGGUAGAUGUUUCAGACAUAUUUCUUAGCGUUUCUGUUUAGGAGAGGAAUGCUUCGGAUGAUUUUAAGUCUUAAAGAUUGAAUGCAUUCACAAGUCUGUAAUGUCUCGAUACAACAUUAUUUGAAAAUUAAAAAUAACUUGAUCUGUUAAA
Danio rerio (zebrafish) is the source of this 8343-nucleotide messenger RNA. It is a transcript of the gene mink1, whose product is annotated as misshapen-like kinase 1. Gene Ontology annotation, molecular function: protein kinase activity; kinase activity; transferase activity. NCBI's taxonomy places the organism in Eukaryota, Metazoa, Chordata, Actinopteri, Cypriniformes, Danionidae. The record is from RefSeq and is marked validated.